GCUCUUAGAAUGUUAGGUGGUUUAGGACGUCCGGGACAGAAUGGUCCACUUUAUCAGGAAGAAUUGUGUGACAGGUUUAUUGAUGGGAUAGGAAAUCGUGAUUUCAAGAACUUUCUUAAGUUAGAAAUGAGAAAAAUGAAAUGUCCGACUUUAGACAUGCUCGUUCAGUUAGCCACUACGUAUGAAUCUGUUGUAGGUUCACCUGAUCGUGUAAGACGCCCGAGUCAAGCUGAUGGCUAUGACAGUGAUACCGAUCGUGAUCGAAUUAAAUAUUCGCCGCAAAAUAAUUAUGACUCAAGGAAUAGUGUUUAUUCCAAUAGAGACAGUAGAUAUAGGCCUAUCAAUUAUAACUAUAGGACAAAUGAUGGUAACAGAGGCCAAAAUUCACAGAUAAUUUGCCAUAAGUGUAAAGAGAUUGGUCAUAUUGCCACAAGGUGUCCUUUAAACUUUCAAAGGUCGCGUUAG
Messenger RNA from Ruditapes philippinarum (Manila clam), 465 nucleotides. RefSeq lists its product as uncharacterized. Lineage: Eukaryota; Metazoa; Mollusca; Bivalvia; Venerida; Veneridae. Gene Ontology annotation, molecular function: nucleic acid binding; zinc ion binding. The record is from RefSeq and is a predicted model, not a curated record.